AUGUCCAACAAAGGGAUCCACAUCACUUCCCUCGUCAAAGAUAUUGGACACCCUUGGGCUUCUGGAGACCUUGUGAUAUUGUUACUCAACUGUUCUUUUGACAAUCCCUCAACUACUGCAGGCAUAUAUCUCAAACGCCUCGGCUCGGGCCGAUAUGCUCGAGUCCGAGGAAACGAGUUAGCUAAGGUCCACUCCGACUCUAAUACUACGCUAGCUUCUAUAUGCGGAAUCAAGAGCACCUCGGAUAUCACUAGGCUCUAUUUUGAAGAGCCUUGGACUACGACCGCAAGAGUGGUCGAGGAGUACCUUGAGGAAGAGAAAUCUCAAAUAGGAUCCGAAUCGGUCAAAAAACGCUAUCAAAAUGCCUUUUGUUUGAGACGAAACCUCCUCAAAAGUAGCGGACUGUUCUAUAGAUCCCAGCUUUGCCACAUGCUGAUUAGGGGUUCACACAAAACCUGGCGCUCUUUUCGAUUCGACGUCAAAGAAGACGAUGGCGACCUCGUCAUAAAGACAUACCCAAACUUCAAAGCAGGGUUGGUGUUUCAGUCUCUUGAACACGGAACAUCAUUUAUUCUCGUCCUGGAAACCAAAAUGAACAACGGAAAUUACGAAUAUGACGUUGGUUGGGCGCCCCUCCCUCUCGAUGAUGCGAUAGAGGGGUAUCAGAAGCUCCCCACAAUAGAAGAAUUUGUACAGACAAAGAUAAAGUUCCCAGCUCGUCAGACGACCCCAAGCAUCAAACUAUUGCUGUCUCCAGUCAAUAUACAUGGAAUUAAUAUGCAAAGCAUCGGAAUACCGCAACCGUCAUUCAUUGCAUUUCGUGGUCGAGUAUCUGAAAUUAUUUCUGAACCCAUCUAUCUGGUUUUAUUGCUUGUCUUCCUUGUCAGAAUAUUCAAUAUGUUUUUUUGA
This is a messenger RNA of Trichoderma harzianum CBS 226.95, 909 nucleotides long. RefSeq lists its product as hypothetical. The transcript has a single exon. Bases 1 to 909 code for a protein of 302 amino acids. The record is from RefSeq and is a predicted model, not a curated record. NCBI's taxonomy places the organism in Eukaryota, Fungi, Ascomycota, Sordariomycetes, Hypocreales, Hypocreaceae.